Molecule: messenger RNA, 1311 nt
Organism: Glarea lozoyensis ATCC 20868
Lineage: Eukaryota; Fungi; Ascomycota; Leotiomycetes; Helotiales; Helotiaceae
Exons: 4
Coding region: 1-1311 (436 amino acids)
Source: RefSeq, a predicted model, not a curated record
AUGAAGUUCUUCAAGAGACCAACGAUAUUUGCUCUUCUCAUACCAUCAAUACCAUCAGUAUCAGCGAUUCAAGCUCUGACGAACUCACCAUGCGCGGUGCAGUGCGGAAACGUCUUGGGAUCUACUACUGGAGCCGACAUUGAGUGCCUGGAUGAGAGGUUUGGCUUGACUCCGGGCUCGACGUUCAAGUCUUGUGUAGAAUGUCAGAUAAAGAGCAAGUUCGUGGAUCCUGUCACUCAUCAAACAGAUCUACAGUUUGGAUUAUACAAUAUGAGAUAUGCCGUGAGUUGGUGUUUGUUCGGAUUUCCAAACAACACAGACGUCGGUAGUACGCCAUGUACAAUUGGCUUCUCUUGUGGUCCUCUGCAACCUGCAUUUGAGUAUGACGGUCUCUCGCCAAAUUCGCCAGCUCUCGCAUAUUGUCCAGGAUAUGUCUCCACUACAGUCCAUUCAUGUAGUAAUUGCCUAAAGAACCAAAACGACAAGACUUUCUUAAACAAUUAUGCCAUUGCACUUGAUGCAGCCUGUAUACAACAACCCGCUCCUGGGCAUACGAUAUCUCUUGACGGCACCGUUUUCUCUCAUGUAACUGUCAACAUCACCAAACCGGACGACAAUGUGCUUAACGGAACAACUGGAGCUUCUACCAGUGGGCUUACUCUUGGAGCAAAGGUUGGCAUCGCAGCUGGUGCAGUGGUUGUGUUGUUGGCUAUCACCGGAUUCUGUAUUAUCUGGAACGGACGCCGCAGACGUCGCCGAGUUCUCGCACAGCGCCAACGCGACUCUGGCUUCCAAGAUUGGCGUCAAAAUCAUGAUUUUGAAAACGCAGGUCUUCACGGCGGCCACCCCCAGAUGACAGGAACGCCUCAAGAUGGCAGUUCUAGUGCUGGAGGGUUCUUCGACAGUCCAGCGAGCACAAGACCGCUUGUAAGUCAGCGAGCAUGGCCGACACCCAACCAGCAACAAGACGAUAGAAUCAUGUACGAAGAAAGUCCUCUCAGCGCCGUUGGCGAGAAAGCCUACUUCAGCCCGUACUCAAGUAACUACUCUUCGCCUGUCAGCGCGACAGAUGCCUUACAAGCGAACGUCAUGGGCAACUGGCCGCAGGACCGCAAAGGAAGUCUGGGGGCUGGAUCAGCACUUGGACGAAAUAGAAGCAUUGAUAAAGUCGAGCGAGAACCAGAGGGCGACAGAAUCGAAAUGCAAAACGUCGCUCCAGUCUUGCUGCAUCCAGGAAACGGACGUGGUCAACCAGCCGGCCUGUACUCUGAGGGUGCAAGGAGAGUUGGUGGACCUGCUGGGCACUUCUGA